UCUUCCUCCUCCUCCUCUUUGCAGCAUUCAGUAAGACCACACGUGAAGACUAAAUAUGCCUGCGCACUCUCAAUGAGAUGCUUCUACUCGAUAACCUUCAUUCUUUCUAUAUCGCUUGACUUUCCAUCUCUCUCCGAAAUCCUUCCCGCGACCAUCUCAUCCAACCACUUCUGUUUGCCACUGAUCUCAUCGUUCACCGUUUGAUCACCAGAGAACUUGACUCUACAGUGUACAUCUUGAGGGAAAACCACCUCAUUCUGAAUAUGUUCUGCCUCCGGAGCUGGCUCCCCCUCUUCUUCAUCCCCACCAACGCCUCCCCCCUCUUCAUCAUCUCCUUCGUCACCUUGACCUACAUCCUCCACCGACCGUGCAUCUACUGCUCUGCCCUACUCCUCAUCCUCUUCAUUUCCUCUUGUCACUGGUCCGACAGAUGUUUCUUCGACCUCCGCGGCGACUGGUUCAGUCCGCGCUACACCACUCCCGUCGCGCCGACCUCAUGCCCGGUCAGUCCCGCGAACGAGACCCUAGCCGAGUAUUUCUUGGAGACGGUGACCUCGACUGCCAAGGCGCUCUCGGGGGCCCUAGUCGAUGAGGCACAGCGGCGGCUCGCCUCGAAUCUCUCGGCUGAGGCUGGCGCUCCCCAAGAAUGGACGGGCAUUGGCAUGGAAUGGGUGCGCAGUCUUUUGGGACGGAAGGAGUGGACCUUGCCAUGCGUGGACGUCAAGGUGAGGCUCUAGGCGUCGUGCCGUGGAUUGGAAAUAGGUGGAGCACAUAUAUUUGGAUGGUGUUGUUGUGUUAUCUACAGAUAUCCGAGUCUUGGGGCUUUCGGUAUGCUUUUCCUCUAUGGAGAGAAACUAGGGGUGAAAGCCAGGGAAGGUUGCUUGGCCUUGGGACAUGAUCUGGACCGGGAUGGCCGGAAACUUCGUAUAGAUCUCCGAGGGGCUGCAUCGAUGUACGCUUUUCUGGGCAUCAUCUCCUUCGGACGGAAGAAAGGAUGACACUAUCGGUCUGAACAGCUAUCGACUGGUAUUGAGCGAGAUGUUCAUUUCUGAUGCAUGGGGAGUUUAAAUUGUACAUAGCAUAUAAUCAUCGC
Messenger RNA from Aspergillus saccharolyticus JOP 1030-1, 1093 nucleotides. RefSeq lists its product as uncharacterized. The coding region runs from base 264 to 737 and encodes 157 amino acids. The transcript has 2 exons. The record is from RefSeq and is a predicted model, not a curated record. Lineage: Eukaryota; Fungi; Ascomycota; Eurotiomycetes; Eurotiales; Aspergillaceae.